GCUUGUCAUGAAACCAACGAGACAAAAGAAGCGUGGACUCUUGCUGGAAUUAAAACACGAAAGAAAGCAAGCAGAGGAGGAAGACGUUUUGGAGUUUGAAGUAACUUUUUUGCACUCUCCCAAGCGAGAGAAGCAGAAGACACACAGUAGUUGUAGAGUUAAAUAAGCAGCCGUCAACAGACUCAACUUUGCUAUCAAUUUCCUCAUUGACAAGCUACACUACUAAAAGCAGCGAUGGCGCCAUCUCUCCUCCAGGCCUACAGGAGGCGCUGGUGGAUGGCGGUGACGGCAGUUAUAGAGAACCUGCUGUGUUCCGCCGUGCUCUUGGGCUGGGGCUCGCUGCUCAUCAUGCUGAAGCGAGAGGGCUUCUACUCGCACCUUUGCUCAGAGAACGACUCGGUGGUGGUGUCUUUGGGCAACUCCUCAGAUGGCGAGGCGGUGGAGCGGCUGAGCUGCGUGGACCAGGAAGAGAUGUUAAAUUUGGGCUUCACCAUCGGCUCCUUCCUGCUCAGCGCUACCACCCUACCCCUCGGGAUCCUAAUGGACAAGUUUGGGCCACGCCCCAUUCGCCUAAUGGGCAGCUUUUGUUUUGGUUUUUCCUGCAUCAUAAUGGCUGUGUCUUCCUACGACCCUCACGCACUCUCGGCCCUCAUCUUUCUGGCUCUGUCUCUGAACGGCUUCGGUGGCAUCUGCCUGACCUUCACCUCGCUCACGCUGCCGAACAUGUUUGGUGCCCUGAGCUCCACCGUCAUGUCUCUGAUGAUUGGCUCUUACGCCUCGUCCGCCGUCACCUUCCCUGGAGUCAAGCUGAUCUACGAUGCAGGCGUAUCCUUCCAGGUGAUCAUGUGGGUCUGGGCGGGCCUGGCCGCUUUCGUCUUCUUCAACUGCUUCCUUAAUUGGCCCAGAGAAGGUUUUCCAACGCCUGAAGAGGUUGACUACAGUAAGAUCCUCACACUGCAAGAGCUGCCGUCAUCGGACCAGAAGAGCGUCGGAGAGGGGCUGAGGGAAAAAAAUGGAGACCUCCAACACCCCACGGAGAAACUUCCCAAUGGGGGCGAUGUUGCAACCAACGCUGUCCCCUUCCGUCGGUCUGUCUUCUCUCCCAUCUUCCUGUGGAGUCUGGUGACGAUGGGGAUGUCCCAGCUGAGGAUCAUAUUCUUCAUGGGCGCCAUGAACAAGAUGCUGGAGUUCAUGGUGACGCACGGCCAAGAGCACCCUUCUGAAGAGUUGGUGAGUGAGAGCGCCGAGAAAGUGAGCUUCUACUCGUCCAUUUUCGGCACCCUGCAGCUGCUGUGCUUGGUUACGUGCCCUCUGAUUGGUUACAUCAUGGACUGGAAGAUGAAGGAGUGUGAGGAGGAGAAGCCCCUCUCAGCAGGCAUGGAAAGGAGCCAGGCCAGCGGACUCAAGCGAGACCGUAAGAUCCAGAAGGUGACCAACGCCAUGAGGGCCUUCAUCCUCACCAACCUGCUCCUCAUCGCUUUCGGCUGCUGCUCCCUCAUAGACUGCCUGCCGCUACAGAUCCUGACCUUCAUCCUUCACACCAUGGUCCGAGGCUUCAUCCACUCCUGCUGUGGAGGACUCUAUGCUGCUGUAUACCCGUCCAACCACUUUGGCACACUGACAGGCCUCCAGUCCAUGAUCAGCGCUGUGGUGGCCCUUCUCCAGCAGCCCCUCUUCAUCGCCAUGGUCGGCCCGCUUCAAGGAAACCCCCACUGGAUCAACGUGGGCCUGCUGAUCCUCUCGCUGGCCGGCUUCCUGUUGCCUGGUUACCUCUUCUACCACCGCAGAUUCUUGUUGAAGGAGAAGGAGGCCCGAGACAAGAGGGCCGCCGGCCAAGAGAUGCAAGCGCUCAACCACACGGAGGCAAACGGCUACAACAAGCACCACAGCAACGGCCAGGCAGUGGUCGAGGCUUAGGAACGACACGGCACAAGCAAGGAUUUGGGGAAUUACAGGAUUUAUUUUUGUAUGUGCCUUCAUAAUGAGCAGCAAUACAUGUAUAGACAGUGUUUUUUGGGUCAUUGUAAACCAUAUCAUAGAUGAAAAUAGGAACGCCCCCUCCCCCAAAGCCGCCCGUGUGCCGUGUUCAUGCUGUGGUGUGAUGUGGGGAGAAACUGUGUUGCCAGCAUUUGUUGUUUAUUUAUUUUUGGUUGACGUCACGGAGCCAAAUGAGUGCGAUCCAAAGCCAUACACACCGUAGGUUUUACUCAACAAGCUGAUGCAAAGACACAAGCGCGUCCCCGGUGUGGCCUGGGUGUGGCCUGGGCGUUACACUGCGGAUAUCACGGUACUUGAAACACUUGGAGUUUUCAAAGACAAAUCAUCGCUAAAACCAAAGAGCAGCUUGGAUAAUUGUUUUGAGUGAAUGAAGUUUUUAGUGUAUUAUUGAUCGUGCUGUUUCUAUAGAGAUCCGAUUCAUAAAAGCUCAGAUGCUUUGAUACAUGAUUUUAUUUUAUUUUUUUAAGAGACACAUUUCAGCAAGUUGAGGGUGAUUUACACGCAAUCUGCACAGAUAGGCUGGUUGUAGAGACACCACAUCUACCUCCUCCAUUUCAUUAUUUGUACUGUCUCUCUGCAGCCGACUACAGCCGUCGUCUUUUUUUUUAUUUUAUUUUUUUUUAAUAAGUUUAAUUCCCAAACCACGAACGUAAUCAGUGCAUCAUUUUCUCCUUGUGCAUUCAUGUUGCUCCCAGCGAAGCUGAAUUAACACAUGGCAUUAAUAUUUUGUAUGAAUAAAUAGGAAAUUAGACAAGGAAGAAUAUGAAAGAUAUUCAAGUAGAGCACACAGUGUGUGUCCAUGUUAUUAAAACACUUUGUACUGCUUUUAUGCACAGAAAUGAACUAGUGUGUGUAUAAAAUGUGUAUUUAAAGUGUGUUUUUUAUACUUUAGCUGCAGUAGCAUAUAAAAAAGGGAAGCAUUUGUUGGGAGUGCCAGCGAAUGUUUUUGUAGUGUGCAAAGAUGAUUGCCUGCUUUAAAAGCCUUUUCUUGUCGUGUUGAUUCUCAAGUAACAAUCCUGCCAAAACAAUUGUGUAAAUAGUAGCGAGGUGAGCGUUCUAUUGGAGGACUCAUCGUGCUCGCUUUACCAUAUAAGGUGCGCAUGCAGUGUGUACAGUAUGUGGCUGGCUGUGCUUCUUUGUGUUUUAUUAAUAGUUUGUAUGAUUAAAAUCGCCCGAGAAGCCGCAUCAGCUGUAUUAUAACACAUGCAAUCAGUUUGUAAAGAGUGAUUUUGGUUGUUUUUUUUUUUGCCUCAAUGCUUUUCAGUGUCUGUACAUGUUGAAUACCUGCCAUCUCUUCUCAUUUUCUACAUUUUGUUUUGAAUUGUCUCUAAACUCGCUGCCUUUCCCUGACAUCCGGCUGCAUGGAGACGCUGACUUGAAGAACGUGGCUAUGCCGAAGCAAAGCCAGUUUAUUAGGAACUGUGAAGUGCCUGGAAAGUGGUCACAGGCGCAGCACUUGCUAAGCAGCAAAAUGGGGGUGUGCGCACAGCGUUUGUGUCAGCGGUGUUGAUUUAGCAUUCCUGCAGUUCUGUCGACAAAAUGUGGAUCGUUAAAUGUGAUCUAUUUCAUCAUAACUAAGUGUUUGUUCGAGGGAGGAAAACUUUGCACAUGACGUUUAAUCAACACCUCUGACAUUGUCCUUUGCUCCGUAUUUUAUCAAUCAUCAUAUAAUCCCACUGCUUAAAGUCAUCGUCAUUAUCAUCAGCAUUAUUAUUAUUAUUAUUAUUAUUAUAUGCUUGUCCUUCUUCGCUCCAAUCAUUUUACCAAGCUUGUGCAUUACAUAAACAAAUAAAUGUAUGAAAUGUAUGAAAGAAGACUUGGUGGAAAAGAGGUUUUUAUUGACAAUAUCUCCAAUAUCUCUCUGAAACCUAGAAAUCCACAGCAAAGGUGGCUGAGUGUUAUUGUUCCUGGCAAACACGUGCUACACCAACACCCAUAAGGAUUCAUAACGGGGGUGUCCAAACUUUUCCCAGCGAGUGCCGCGUAAGGUAAUAAAAUCAAAGGAUGCGGGGGCUGCUUUGAUAUUUUCCAUUUUGUAAACCAACCCAUGCUAACAAAAUGUACAUAUUUAAAGA
Messenger RNA from Dunckerocampus dactyliophorus (ringed pipefish), 4073 nucleotides. RefSeq names its product solute carrier family 43 member 1a (gene slc43a1a). NCBI's taxonomy places the organism in Eukaryota, Metazoa, Chordata, Actinopteri, Syngnathiformes, Syngnathidae. The record is from RefSeq and is a predicted model, not a curated record. Bases 235 to 1917 code for a protein of 560 amino acids. Gene Ontology annotation, biological process: transmembrane transport; neutral amino acid transport. The transcript is spliced from 15 exons. Gene Ontology annotation, molecular function: neutral L-amino acid transmembrane transporter activity; L-amino acid transmembrane transporter activity.